Messenger RNA from Drosophila obscura, 1063 nucleotides. RefSeq names its product glutaminyl-peptide cyclotransferase. Gene Ontology annotation, molecular function: zinc ion binding; glutaminyl-peptide cyclotransferase activity. Lineage: Eukaryota; Metazoa; Arthropoda; Insecta; Diptera; Drosophilidae. The coding region runs from base 15 to 1010 and encodes 331 amino acids. The record is from RefSeq and is a predicted model, not a curated record. The transcript has 4 exons.
UCAGUUUGUGGCUCAUGGCCGACAGGCAGCAGAUUCACGUUUCGAUGUUUACUUGGAUUGUGGCGGGUGUGUGCCUGUUCUAUUUGCUCAUCAACUUUCUGCUGAUGCACUGGGUGGUGGUGAAGCCAUCGGCUCGGUUCACCAACGAUGAGAAUCACUUGAAUGCCACGCUGGCAAUGAUUCUCAAGCCGCGGUGGACCGGCAGCUUGGGGCACUCGCAGGUGCGCGAUUUUCUCCUGCAGGAGCUGUGGGAACUGGGAUUCCACACGGAACGGGAUGAGUUUGAAGAUGGCGUGGCCUUUACCAACGUGAUGGGCACCAUCAACCCGGAGGCACCGAAUUUCCUGCUGCUCUGCUGUCACUACGAUACCGAAUACUUGACCAAUGCAGAGGGCUUUGUGGGUGCCACCGAUGGGGCGGUACCGUGUGCCAUUCUCCUUAACAUGGCCAAGACUUUGGGCCCGUAUUUGAGGGAGGAGCUGCGCAAGCGAAUGGAUAUUGGUUUGGCGCUGGUCUUUUUUGAUGGUCAUGAGCCAAUGCCGAGCGAUCCAAAGGACUCCAAUGUCCUGCGCGGCUCCAAGCGGUUUGUCGAAAUGGAGACCCUACCCUUGGAGAGCAUUGAGGUUGCCAUUGCCUUGAACUUCAUCGGCGCUCCGGCGCAGGCAUACAUGAGUCACUACGACAGCACUUAUGGCCUGCACAAUCGCAUGACAGAGAUUGAGCUGAACUUGCGGGAAUCGGGACAGCUGGCCCAGUGCCAUUUGCUGUUCCAAAAGUUAAAGGACCACGACACUGAUCUGCCCGACGAUCAUUAUCCAUUUCUCGAUGAAGGUGUUCCGGUGAUGCAUCUGGCUCCCUAUAGAUACCCGGAAGUGUGGCAUACUGCCGCGGACAAUGCGGCUCACUUGCACUGGCCAACUGUUCUCAAUAUGAACUCAAUAAUACGUCAAUUUGUGUACGAAUACCUGGAGAGUCAUGAUGAUGACACCACGUUCCGUGUCGAUAGUUAAGUGUGUGGAUAUAUAGCAAUAAACCGUAUAUAAAUUGAUCUGAUUAAUGCAAA